Messenger RNA from Synchiropus splendidus (mandarinfish), 3833 nucleotides. It is a transcript of the gene dnase2b, whose product is annotated as deoxyribonuclease II beta. Lineage: Eukaryota; Metazoa; Chordata; Actinopteri; Syngnathiformes; Callionymidae. The transcript is spliced from 6 exons. The coding region runs from base 2758 to 3648 and encodes 296 amino acids. Gene Ontology annotation, molecular function: deoxyribonuclease II activity. Gene Ontology annotation, biological process: apoptotic DNA fragmentation. The record is from RefSeq and is a predicted model, not a curated record.
UUAAAUAUAUGAGAUAAAAUGACAUUACAAACAGUCAAUUUCUAGAUAUUUGAUAUCUGCGUGAUCAACCCAUAGAUGAAAUGGUUCAGCUCACCAUUAAGAUGUUGCUCAACAUCACAGAAGCGAUAGCUCUCCGGACUGUGGAUAAAAGCGUGAGCAUGCUCUACUCCGUUCUGUAAAUGAAGAAGAAAUCGUCCAAUAUUUUUUGAACACUUGAACUAAAGUUUUCACUCGUACCUUUUCCAAACGUCUCCACGGGGCCUCUUCCAUGUAAACCUUGGCUCGAAGUACAUGGUUAAAAGAGGUCAAGAAGUGAUGACAGAUGUCGAGAGAAAACUGCUCAAUGGUGUGCACCUACAGAAUAAACAAAAGGCCAUGAAAUGCAGUUUCAAAGGAUGAUCCAGGUAAGUAGUGUUGGUGUGUAUCUUUUGGAUCUUGACCUGACUUUGCUAGAGUCAUGCAGACUAGUGGACAUGGAUGAGGGGAAGUGAAGAGGAGAGUGCAGGCAGGGUGGAGAUGCUAGAGUGAAAACUCUAUAGGACAAUACUGAGAUAUGGUUUCAGGACAGGAGCUCGGGCUCAAAGACAAUAAGCAUCGUUGUAGGUCACACCCAAGCUCCCGGCCCUGAAAGUUUCCAAGUUGUCUCCGCAUCAUUCAAGGUCCACCUACCCCCUUCAGCUUGGCCAGUGCGUGCACCGUGUUUUUGAUGGUGUCCGUCGGGAUGAUGUCUCCGUUGUCUCCUGUCAGGUAGUCCUUGCGUGACCUGAGCGUCAGUUCGACGUCCGCCUUCAGCUCAAUGAUGCUGUGUUGGUUCCGCUCUCUCCUGAUGGUGAGCACCUUCACCAUGUUCUUUCCGUAGCCUGUUCGCACAAACUCCACAUUCUGACACACGCAGCAGCGCAGGACGGGAAGAUGUGUUACUUUUAGUUCACUAUUGCAUCUCGCUAAAGCAUUUCAAAUUGCUACAAUAUCAUAGAGAAAUAGUCAAAUUCAACUGAGCUGAAUUGGACUGCAGGUGGCAGUAGCAUUCCAGUACUUGUUUGCACAGCACACACAGUAAAACAAGGAAGAUGAGCGUCAGCAAUCCUUUAAUAAUAACACUCGUGCAUCCUGAUGAUCUUCCAGAAAGCCACCAAUAUUUAAGCGCUUCUUAAAGCGCAAAAAAAAAUAAUCCAUUGCAAAAUGUGUUGAUAUGUUAGCCGUUCAUUGAACUGACCACCGCUGCUGAUGAACAUAUUCCACCGUUGGUACCUUUAGAUUUAUAGUUCUAGUUUUAAAAAUGAAAUGGUCUUCACAUGAAGAUGGAACUUGUCAUCUAUUGUGCGCACAAAUAAUGUGUCCCUAGCAACAGUCUUGCCUUCAGGUCAUUUACCUCAAAACUAUGUCAAUACUCUCCUCUGUGAGCGGAUUAAUAAAUGCACAUAGUAUCAAUGUUAGCUUGAAUACAUACCUGAUGUGCCAUGAUCACUUCCCUUCCUUCAGCUGUUCCUUGAGUGUCUGCUGUCUCCUGCUGCUCCAGAUGCAUUUCACAGUUAGGGUGGAUCCACCGGUCAAACUCGGUGAUUGGAAGUUUAGAGGUGAAACCAGUUUCACCAGAGCGUGAGCAUGUUUUUCUUUCUUUUUUUUUUUGAGUCCAUUCAUUGAUUUUCUUUGCUUCCACUGCUCAUCUUAUGUAAGCAUCAAUCACCAACUCUGUGUCUUUGUAGGUCAUGAAUAGAGUUAGAACUUCAUGAAUGGCAAUAAUACACACUUUUUAAACAGGGAUUUUAUAAAGCGUUGCGUUUUUGGUAAUAUUCAGCCACUUUUCCUUUGAAACACAGCUGUGCAGAUGGUUAAUGUUGUGUGUGAGGAAAAAUAAUAUUUUUAUGUUAAGUAUCAACUGAUAAAAAGCAGGGGGAGCAAGUUUAAAAUCAUAUUCAUUUGUUAUUAUUAAUAUGAAUUAGAAAAGUGGGUGCUCAUUUUCUCAUUUUCACCCAAUAUUAUGUCCUACAUUCUUCAUAUAUAUAUAUAUUGCGGGAGACCUGUUUAGCAUUUGAAAUAUCAUUAAUGCAAAUGUGCUCCGUGAGACAGCAGGUGGUAGUAGUGUUCCAGAGAGAUAAACCAGUAGAAAUGGCGGACUGUCUACAGACAGAUCUGUUCCUCAUCCCAUUCAACAUUUCCUGAAUUAUUCUUAUAAAUCCUUCGGUAUCUCUUCAUGUUGCUUAGCGAACAGAGUCCUCGGUGCUCGCACUGUUAUCGCCAUCAUCCAGUAGUAGUAUCUGAUUAUCCAUAAUAUGUACCCAUGCAGAGUUAGCUGUAGCUGUAGUUUGCUACAGUUUGCUGUCUGUGACACUCUUCUCUGUCUUUCUUUUUUUUAUUUAACCAUCUCACAUGUUUACUGGCUGCUGUAAAAUAAGUUCAUUAGCUUUCGUUUCUGUGUGUUGCCACGGUCAGUUUGGAGAAGUUUUUGUUUUCACACUUCCUCCCUGUGCCUAAAAUCAGCCUGUCAACUGUAUCAGUUCCUGUUUCAGGUUGGAGGGUAAUGUGACUGAAUUCUCAUUUAUAAGUCCUCUGACAACUGAUCUCUCGAUCCACCAUGUGUCUCAACAUUUGUCUGUGUUUGUGGUUAGUUUUAAUGUUUUUGUGUUGCUGCCGAUCUCACAUCUCGUGCAGGAAUGAAGCAGGGGAGCCGGUGGAUUGUUGUUUGACCACCAAAGGUUCAUCAUUUACAAGCUACCGCGGUAUCAGAUAGGUGGUGUUGGGAGUGGCGUGGACUACAUGUAUCUGGACUCCUCUGUCGGGACCUGGGUGAUGAGUCAGUUCAUGGUCAACAUGAGUGAAGGAGCCGUGGCCAACACACUAAACCAGCUGUACAAGGGAGACACUUACAAGUCUAACAGCUCAGUCUAUGCACUGUACAACGAUUCACCGCCUGAUACAGAAUACAUCCGAGGACAUGGACACACCAAAGGCGUUCUCCUUUUCGACCACAUCCAAGGUUUCUGGAUGUCACACAGCAUCCCCCACUUCCCUUCCGCCCCCGAGAAGGGAUACCUUUACCCGGUGACUGGAAUAUAUUACGGCCAGACCGCUCUGUGUGUCACAUACAACUUUGACCAGUUUCUUCACGUUGAGCAGCAGAUGACCUUACUUAACCCUCACUUCUACAACUGCUCCGUGCCGCCUGCCUUCUCCUCCAGAUUCCCACUGUUGGUCGAGAUGUGUGGCGGCGGCGGCAGACCACCUAAGUCGGGAGACAAGGGAGUGCGGCCGCUGGUCUCUGCUGGGGGACAGACAUUUUACAGUUUUGUCAAGUCAGCUAAAUUUGUGGACGACAUAUAUGUUGGUUGGGUGGCUCAGGUCCUGAACUCGGACCUCCUGGUCCAGUCCUGGCAGAGACAAGCUAAAGAUCUGCCCUCCAACUGCUCGCUCCCCAGACACGCCAUGAACGUCAAGCGUAUCAAGCUGCCUGGUCCUGUCAAGUUCACGUCCUACGAAGAUCACUCCAAGUGGUGUGUGUCGUUGAUCUAUGAGGACCAGCUGACCUGCUUGGGGGAUCUAAACCGACAGAAUGUGCAAAUGUGGCGUGCUGGAGGUGUGCUGUGCACCGACGACCCAGUGAUCUACAAAGCCUUUCGACCAGUGGUGGACUGGUACAUCGGCUGCUGACUUGAGGACUUUCAACGUCAACUAUGUGUCAUAUAAUGAUACAAUUUUUAGCAUUUUCUUUUCUUUCUUUUUACACUCAUCAAUGCUGUGUAAACCUAUACACGUAUUUAUUGGGGUUAUUUUUCCCAUAAAUAAUUUUCAUACAUUUCUAAACUUUUUAAUGGACUUUUUAUUAAAUGAUUUAA